Lutzomyia longipalpis is the source of this 1576-nucleotide messenger RNA. Its product is annotated as cuticle protein 19.8-like. The transcript is spliced from 3 exons. Gene Ontology annotation, cellular component: chitin-based extracellular matrix. Lineage: Eukaryota; Metazoa; Arthropoda; Insecta; Diptera; Psychodidae. The coding region runs from base 564 to 1358 and encodes 264 amino acids. Gene Ontology annotation, molecular function: structural constituent of chitin-based larval cuticle. The record is from RefSeq and is a predicted model, not a curated record.
AUGCGAGACGUGAUGUGAUUGAGGAGGAGGAGGUGCGUGUGCGAUCCAUACAAUUUACUGUCGAUCGACAAAAAUGAGUGAAGAAUUGUUGUCAAAUGGAAAACAAUUACUCCGCACACAUGCUGCUCUCUCAGUAUCUUCGGAUGCUGUGACCUUGUGCCGUGGAUGGCGUCUCUUGCGGUGGCAUUGUUUCCAUCCAACGUUCUUUCGGCUGCGGCGUGGCCAAACACCAUUGGCGCGCAAACGUCGUCUCGCAAGAGCGGGAAGCGUGUGCUUUCAUUUUUAACGACAUCUCACCAUCCUCGCGGCCAACAUCUUGCGGAUCACGAGGGGAUUAUCGCGGCUGUGGCACCGCAAGAACGUAAUCGCGCGCGCGCGAUGGAGAAGAAGUUGUCGCCAAAAGUUGUGCAUCUGGAUUGUGUUCUGUGUGCGGGAGCAUUCUAUAAAAGACGCCCGGUUGCUGGCGCUCGGCACAGUCAUCUCUUGAUUCUCACUGUUGCGAGUUCUGGUACGUCCAGCAAGCGCUCCAUAGUCCCACAUUUUUCUUUUAAGUUCUCUCCAAGAUGAAAGUGUUUGUUGUGUUGUCCGCCCUUGUGGCCGUUGCCGUUGCUGCCCCCUCUGGAGCUGCCAUCCUGGCCGGUCCAGCAGUCUAUGCUGCCACUCCCCUUGUCAGCCAGUACCACUCACAGGAUGAACUGGGACAGUACUCAUAUGGAUACAGCGGUGGCCCAUCUGCCAAGACUGAGACCAAGACCUUCGAUGGCAUCACACGCGGUGCCUACAGCUACAUCGAUGCCAACGGUCUCCUGCAGUCCGUUGAGUACACUGCCGAUCCCAUCCACGGUUUCCGUGCUGCCGCCACCAACCUCCCCGUGGCUCCCGUUGACACCGGCGUUGCCCCCGAGCCCGUCAAGGAUACCCCCGAAGUUGUGGCUGCGCGCGCCCAGCACCUCGCCGCCAUUGACGAAGCCAAGAUCAAGAGCGCCGAAUUGCCAGUCGUUGAGACUAAGAUCGUGAAGGAACCCGAGCUCAUUGCUCCCGUGACCCGCCUUGCUGCCCCAAUUGCCGCUCCCCUGGCUGCUCCAGUGCUCCUCCGUGCAUCCGAAACCAUCCCAACACCCCUGCGCUUCGGCUACUCCUACGCCGCUCCAGCUUACUACAACUACGCUGCCCCAUACAGCUUCGCCUACCCCGGCUACACCGGCUACACCACCUAUGCUAGCCCCUUCAUUGCCCGUGCCUACCCAUGGACCAUCCCUGCUGCCGUUCUCCCAGCUCCAGUCACCGAUACCCCCGAAGUGGCCAAGGCGAAGGAGGAACAUCUCGGUGUUGUCGUGGAGGCCAAGAGCGCCCAGUAAAUUUUCACUUUCUACUAAUCAACCACCACCACCACCCCCUGACUGACUGACCGAGUUCCCCAUUCCCGGAACGUGUUAAUGAAUCUCUCCACAAAUCUUCCUCACGGUCAAACACCCACGAAUCGAGUCAAGAAUUAAAAAAAAAGAAACAGAGAACAAAACCGAAAAUUUAAUGAGUUUAUGCUGCCAAGACGAAUAAAUAUCCGUGUAGAGAAAAA